CCCGGCCUGGGGCUCCUCCGGCCAUGCCGCGGGGCUGAGCAUGCAGGGAAGGCCGGAGCUGCCCCCUGAGGCUGCUGCGCCCUUUCCCGGGACCCCUCCGAGCCCCCCGCGGGCCUUCCUCGGGGCAUGCCCGACCGGGCGACUAUGUCCCAGCAGCCCUCCAUGAGUUUCCUCCUGGUGCCCAUCCCGGAAUACCCGCUCCUGGAGUGCGCGCCCAACAAAGUCAUCAAGCUGGUGGUCCUGGGGGGCAGCGGCGUGGGGAAGACCGCCCUCAUCGUGAGGUUUCUCACCAAGAGGUUCAUCGGAGACUACGAAGCCAACACGGGCGCUUUAUACUCCAGGAAAUUCACCAUCGAUGGGGAGCAGAUUUCCUUACAAGUCCAGGACACGCCGUUCGUUUCCCUGGAGGACGAGAAUGACACCAUCUGUUGCCAGGAGCAGAUCAACCGGUCCAUUUACUGGGCCGACGGCUUCGUCUUCGUCUACUCCAUCACGGACUACGAGAGCUACCGCGUCAUUCGCCCGCUGCACCAGCACAUCCGCAAGAUCCACCCCAAUGCCAACAUCCCCUUGCUGCUGAUGGCCAACAAAGGGGACCUGCUCCGGGCCAGGCAGGUGUCCACCAAGGAAGGCCAUCAACUAGCCAACGAGCUGGGCUGCCCGUACUCGGAGGUCUCUGCGCGGGAGAACUGCGAAGGUGUCCACGAGGCCUUCCAGCAGCUGUGCCGGGAGCUGAGCCGGAUCAUUGGGAACUGCAACGGGGAGAAGCGGAGGGGCCUCCACCUCAUCCGCCCCAAAUCGCCCAACAUGCAGGAACUGAAAAGGAGGCUCAAGCAAGCCUUGUCUUCCAAAGGCAAAACCGCCACGAUGCUCUGAUGAAUUUUAAAGGGUCCCUUUGGGCCAUAGCGGGCCAGGAAUAGCCAUGGGGGCCUGGUGAGGGUCAGCUUGCCAGCUGUUUUGGGGUGCAUGUGAAAGAACCCCUUUCCAGAAAUGAGACUAGGACGGCCGGGAAUUCGGGGAGUUAAGCCCUUUCACUAGACCGGGGUCUCCAAACCUGGCAACAUGCUGGCUGGGGAAUUCUGGGAAUUGUAGUUCACAAGUCUUAAAGUUGCCACGUUUGGGGACCCCUGCAUUAGAUGAUCCCCAAGAGGGCCCUAAGGAACGGGGCACCUUCAUUCUCAGGAUCGGUUUCAGCUUCUUCACCUGCACGAGACAAACAGGUGAAUACCUCUACCUGCCCCCUCCAAUGCGGCUUCAGUCAUCGUCUUGGUUCUUUCUCCGUAUGUCAGACAACCAUCUUCUCUAAGGUUUAGGUGCCAAAUAUAUGUUUGUGUAUGACAGUUAAAGGGAAAAUAUAACCACACAUGCAGUAUGAAUGUGUUAUGAAACUGGUAGCACAAGAGGAAAGAUGGUUGGUGGUCUCUCCAUUGGACAAUCAGCUCCUGCUGUAGAUGAUCUUUCUGCCUUCCUCUUCCACCAUAUCAAGAACCAGCACAACUUUUUAAGGGUAGAAGAGAACCCUAACCCGAGCUCCUUUCCUUCCUUCCUUCCUUCCUUCCUUCCUUCCUUCCUUCCUUC
Molecule: messenger RNA, 1578 nt
Organism: Pseudonaja textilis
Lineage: Eukaryota; Metazoa; Chordata; Lepidosauria; Squamata; Elapidae
Product: ras-like protein family member 11A-like
Molecular function (GO): GTPase activity; GTP binding
Source: RefSeq, a predicted model, not a curated record